AUGGACCUGGAAGCCUUGCUGCUGACCACUGGCCCCAACGCCAGCAACCUGUCCGCCGGCCGGGACAACCUCACCUCCGCAGGGCCGCCUCCUCGCCGGGGUAGCAUGUCUUACGUCAACAUCAUCAUGCCCUCAGUGUUCGGCACCAUCUGCCUCCUGGGCAUCGUGGGCAACUCCAUGGUCAUCUUCGCGGUGGCCAAGAAAUCCAAGCUGCACUGGUGCAGCAACGUCCCCGACAUCUUCAUCAUCAACCUCUCGGUGGUGGACCUGCUCUUCCUCCUGGGCAUGCCCUUCAUGAUCCACCAGCUCAUGGGCAACGGCGUCUGGCACUUCGGGGAGACCAUGUGCACCCUCAUCACGGCCAUGGACGCCAACAGCCAGUUCACCAGCACCUACAUCCUCACCGCCAUGGCCAUCGACCGCUACCUGGCCACGGUGCACCCCAUCUCCUCCACCAGGUUCCGGAAGCCCUCGGUGGCCACGCUGGUCAUCUGCCUCCUGUGGGCCCUCUCCUUCGUCAGCAUCACCCCCGUGUGGCUCUACGCCCGGCUCAUCCCCUUCCCGGGGGGCACCGUGGGCUGCGGCAUCCGCCUGCCCAACCCGGACACGGACCUCUACUGGUUCACGCUGUACCAGUUCUUCCUGGCCUUCGCCCUGCCCUUCGCCGUCAUCACGGCGGCCUACGCGCGCAUCCUGCAGCGCAUGACGUCCUCCGUGGCGCCCGCCUCCCAGCGCAGCAUCCGCCUGCGGACCAGGAAGGUGACCCGCACGGCCAUUGCCAUCUGCCUGGUCUUCUUCGUGUGCUGGGCGCCCUACUACGUGCUGCAGCUCACCCAGCUGUCCAUCAGCCGCCCGACGCUCACCUUCGUCUACCUGUACAACGCGGCCAUCAGCCUGGGCUACGCCAACAGCUGCCUCAACCCCUUCGUGUACAUCGUGCUCUGCGAGACCUUCCGCAAGCGCCUGGUCCUGUCCGUCAAGCCCGCGGGCCCCGGCCAGCUGCGAGCCGUCAGCCACGAGGACGAGAGGACAGACAGCAAGGGCGCCUGA
Messenger RNA from Pipistrellus nathusii (Nathusius's pipistrelle), 1050 nucleotides. Lineage: Eukaryota; Metazoa; Chordata; Mammalia; Chiroptera; Vespertilionidae. The record is from the annotation of a GenBank genome assembly.